This is a messenger RNA of Microplitis mediator, 1863 nucleotides long. RefSeq names its product GATA zinc finger domain-containing protein 14-like. Lineage: Eukaryota; Metazoa; Arthropoda; Insecta; Hymenoptera; Braconidae. The record is from RefSeq and is a predicted model, not a curated record. The coding region runs from base 1 to 1863 and encodes 620 amino acids. The transcript has 4 exons.
AUGGUUGCAGCUUUAUUCGGUAUGAAAACCUUUAGACCGUAUCUCUAUGGCAGAGAGUUCACUCUUGUCACCGAUCACAGACCGCUAGUUUGGGCGGGAAAAAUAAAUACAAACGCGGACGCUUUAUCGCGUAAUCCGAUAAUCGAAAACCGUGAAACGUAUCCUAUUAAAAUUAAAUGGCGACCCGGUAAACCAGGGAUCGCUAGAUUAAGGACUUCAGAUCCUUCAGAUGAUGAAUCAGAUAAAUCAAUAAAUCUCCCUGAUUACUCUGACGUAUCAUCGUCAUCAGGAGACAUUUAUGAUGCGGUAGCUCUGAGAAAAAAACUCAUGAAAUAUAACCCUUCGUGUUUAAGUGACGAUUCUUAUUUAACUGAUUUCGGGUUGUCUUAUAUAAAUUCUCCAAAACGUAAAAAUUCACGUAAUUUAACUCCAUCACCUCAAUCUCUAAAUCCACAGACACCUAAAAGUCACACAAACACAAAUACUCCAUUACCAUUAUCACCAAACGUACGAACACAAAAUACAUCCACACAUUCAGACCUAAAUAUACAAACAAAUAAGAGAAACACAAAAAUUGAUAAAAAUAAACCUAUUCCUUCUCAAAUUAAAAGAACGACCAAGAUGGCAGAAUUUACACCUUCUCCAGCAAUACGUACACGUAGGAAAGUAAAUAGACAAAGCAAAAAAAUUGAAAAAAUAAUAAUUCCAGAAACUUCAGACGACGAAUCAAACACUGACGAAACAGAAAUGACUGACUCAAAAAUAUAUUCCGAACAUUCAAAUGACAUUAGCACUGAAUCACCAAUUGAGACAAUCCCUAUCACUCCUAGAACUCCUAUUAAACCCAAAUCCGUAAAUAAUAAAGACAUGGGAGGUGCAAUCCCAUGGUCUUCUGACGAAGGAGGCGACCACCCAAGAAUUAUGGACGUCUCUACGUUAAUUCAUAAUGAACAAGAAAAUAAAAUAAAUAUGUCAACUAACGACAUAAUAGGAAAUGUUUUCACAACAGAACCCAUGAUAAUAGAAUCACCCGACGAAACAACAACUACCAAAAACAACACAUUAACACAGAAAAAAAUAGUCAAUAAAAAUACAGUAAAGACACAAACAAAUACUACUAAAACAAACCCAAAUUUAAAUAAUACUGACAAAAACAGACCUCACGGUACUGAUACGGAACAAAUACAUACUAAUAAAAUUACACCAGAACUACGUAGAUCAACUAGAAAACGUAAAAUCAAAACAUGUUCAUGUUGUACAGAUUUCGACGAACACACACAUUCACAAAAACAGAUUCCGAAUAAAAUACAACAUCUUGCGAAUAACUUUAAAAAUAAAACGAGAAAGUCAAUUAGUAAAAAUUCACAACCCAAAUUGCCAGACAUAAUGGUUACUUUGAAAGCAAUUAAACGUCAACAAAAUUUAAAUAAUAAACGGAAUAAUGAUAGAUUGUCAAUAAUAAACGAAAAUCUAAGCCCAGUAAAUUCACAACAAACUAUCUCACGUAAAGAAUCACAAAAUCUUACACUAAAUUCACCUAUCGACCCAAAUUCAAAAUCACCUGAACGAAUAAGUUCAUUCAACGAACUAAAUUCCGAUCAACAGAUAAAUUCAGUUGACGACCAAAAUUUUGAACAAAUAGAACAAACACAUUCAUUUAACGACCAAAAUUAUGACGAACUCGAACAAAUAAAUUCAUCUGAUGAUGAAGUAGACACACGACAAAAUUUGACACAAUUAAAUUCAGACGGAAACCAAAACAAUUCAAACAACGAUGCGAUCAUAAUAGCAAACGACAAUUUAUCUAACGAAGAAAUAGAUUCUGAUGAUGAUUCAUCCACGGUCCUGUUACAAGCGAAAUAG